Messenger RNA from Lutra lutra (Eurasian river otter), 7157 nucleotides. RefSeq names its product collagen type XI alpha 2 chain (gene COL11A2). The record is from RefSeq and is a predicted model, not a curated record. The transcript has 67 exons. Gene Ontology annotation, molecular function: extracellular matrix structural constituent. Gene Ontology annotation, cellular component: basement membrane. Bases 934 to 6144 code for a protein of 1736 amino acids. NCBI's taxonomy places the organism in Eukaryota, Metazoa, Chordata, Mammalia, Carnivora, Mustelidae.
AGGGUGGGGGACACAAGGCGUGCUUUGUCGGGGAGGGGGGAAGAGGGUGUGCCAGCCUGUGGGCGGGGCCGGCUGGAGGAGGAAAGCGGGGGCGGCUGAUUCUCAAAGGCGCCUUGUUCGCUUGCGCCCUCCUAGCGCCAGCGGGCGGCGGCGCCUGGGCUCGCUCCUGUCUUCUCCCGCCGCGCCGCGGGCUCCCGGCAGACCGGGCGCCGUGCCCGUCUGUGGGGGCUCUCCGGGCUCUGAGCGCCCUGGCCUCCUCGGGCUUUGCUCGCCCAGAGUCGGCCUCUCGUCCCUGAGUAACCCUGUUUCCCUGCGCUCUUCCAACGAGCUUCGACGGCCCCCUCAUCUCCCCGCUGCGUCCCUUGUCACCUGGGCUUCCGGACUCCCUGGCCUCGCCCCACCCCCCAUUCCCCCCCCCUUCCCCGUUUUCAUCUCAUUGGACCUGAUUAGCCUGCGUGUGUCGGGCUGUCCAGUCUCUGGCGGUAUCUUCCCCCACGCCGGGUCCCUCUGCCUCCCCUGUAACCACCUGCCCCCCUCACCCCGCCCUGCCCCUUGCAGCCGUCGGGUAGCAGGUUCCCAGUCGCUAUCUAUAGCCUAGUCUAUAAAUACCCCCGCCCCAGGCCGGCUCUGUAAUUACACUGGGCGGGGCGAGGGGAAGUAAUUAUGGAGACCUGAUGGGGGGGGAGGUAGAGACCCCCCCCCCCAGGCCCGCCUCUCCCCUCCCACUGUGCCCUAAGUCCCUCCCGGGACAGCUGAAAAGGGGCUCUGGGCCCCCAGGUGGGAGGGAAUUGGGGUGGGGGCUUUGAUUGGACCCUGAGUCCUAGAAAAGAAAGCGGCAAGGGAAGAGAUACCGGGGUUCCCGAAAAGCUUUGGGGCGUUCUGCGCCUCUGGCCGCCCGUAGGUCCCUGGGACCCGGUGUUCGGGUCGCCAGCCAUGGAGCGAUGUAGCCACUGCCAUCGCCUCCUCCUGCUGGUACCGCUGGUGCUGGGGCUGAGCGCGGUCCCCGCCAGGGCAGGUACACCGCCUGUGGAUGUGCUCCGGGCCCUGAGGUUCCCCUCCCUUCCUGAUGGCGUCCGGAGGGCAAGAGGCAUCUGUCCAGCUGAUGUGGCCUACCGAGUAUCCCGUCCUGCCCAGCUCAGUGCACCCACCCGCCAGCUCUUCCCAGGAGGUUUUCCCAAAGAUUUCUCAUUGCUGACUGCUGUCCGGACCCGCCCUGGCCUCCAGGCUCCCCUCCUGACUCUCUACAGUGCCCAGGGUGUCCAACAGCUGGGCCUGGAGCUUGGCCGACCAUUCCGCUUCCUGUAUGAGGACCAGACUGGACAGCCUCGACCCCCAGCUCAGCCAGUCUUCAGAGGCCUCAGCCUAGCAGAUGGCAAGUGGCACCAUGUGGCUGUGGCUGUGAAGGGCCAGUCUGUCACCCUCAUAGUUGACUGCAAGAAGCGGGUCACCCGGCCUCUCCCCCGAAGUGCUCGCCCACUGUUGGACACUCAUGGAGUGAUUAUCUUUGGUGCCCGCAUCCUGGAUGAAGAAGUGUUUGAGGGUGACAUCCAGGAGCUUGUCAUUGCCCCAGGGGUGCAAGCUGCCUACGAAUCCUGUGAACAGAAGGAGCUGGAGUGUGAAGGAGCUUGGAGGGAGAGACCUCAGAAACAACAGUCUCACAGGGCCCAGAGAUCUCCAAAGCAGCAGCCAUCAAGACUUCAUAGGCCACAAAACCAGGAACCUCAGCGACAGCCCACUGAGUCUUUCUACUAUGACUACGAGACCCCUUAUUACGAUGUGAUGACUGCAGGGACAACCCCUGAUUAUCAGGACCCCACCCCAGGUGAAGAGGAAGGAAUCCUGGAAUCGAGCCCCUUGCCACCCCCUGAGGAGGAGCAGACAGAUCUCCAGGUCCCCUCCACAGCCGACAGGUUCCUGACAGAGGAAUAUGGGGAGGGUGGCACAGACCCCCCAGCAGGGCCCUACGAUUACACCUAUGGCUAUGGGGACGAUUAUCGUGAGGAGACGGAACUUGGCCCUGCCCUGUCUGCGGAGACAGCCCCCUCGGGAGCCGCUGCCCGUGGACCCCGGGGGCUGAAGGGAGAGAAGGGGGAGCCUGCGGUGCUGGAACCUGGUAUGCUAGUAGAGGGGCCUCCUGGCCCAGAAGGCCCUGCGGGGUUGAUUGGUCCCCCUGGCAUCCAGGGCAACCCAGGCCCAGUUGGAGACCCUGGUGAGAGGGGCCCCCCUGGCCGAGCAGGGCUCCCUGGAUCGGAUGGGGCCCCUGGCCCUCCUGGCACAUCUCUCAUGCUUCCAUUCCGGUUUGGCAGUGGUGGGGGUGACAAGGGCCCUGUGGUGGCAGCCCAGGAGGCUCAGGCCCAGGCAAUUCUGCAGCAGGCACGGCUGGCGCUCCGGGGACCCCCUGGCCCCAUGGGAUACACAGGCCGCCCUGGACCCUUGGGACAACCUGGGAGCCCUGGCCUGAAAGGAGAAUCAGGAGACCUAGGACCUCAGGGCCCCAGAGGACCUCAAGGUCUCACAGGCCCUCCUGGCAAGGCUGGGCGAAGGGGCCGAGCAGGUGCUGAUGGAGCCCGAGGGAUGCCUGGAGAACCUGGAGUGAAGGGUGACCGAGGUUUUGAUGGACUCCCAGGGCUCCCUGGGGAGAAGGGACACCGGGGUGAUACUGGUGCCCAGGGCCUUCCUGGACCCCCUGGUGAGGAUGGAGAGCGGGGAGAUGAUGGGGAGAUUGGGCCUCGGGGACUGCCUGGAGAGUCGGGACCUCGAGGUCUCCUUGGCCCUAAAGGCCCACCUGGUAUUCCUGGGCCCCCGGGAGUCCGAGGCAUGGAUGGUCCCCAUGGUCCCAAAGGGAGCUUGGGACCCCAGGGAGAGCCAGGACCUCCUGGACAACAGGGCACUCCUGGAACCCAGGGUCUCCCCGGGCCCCAGGGUGCCGUUGGGCCUCAUGGAGAGAAGGGUCCUCGAGGAAAACCAGGGCUUCCUGGCAUGCCUGGCUCCGACGGGCCUCCGGGUCACCCUGGAAAGGAAGGUCCUCCUGGAACCAAAGGAAACCAGGGCCCAUCUGGACCUCAGGGUCCCCUAGGAUACCCAGGACCUCGAGGUGUCAAGGGUGUGGAUGGAAUUCGUGGUCUGAAGGGUCAUAAGGGUGAAAAGGGCGAGGACGGUUUUCCCGGGUUCAAAGGGGACAUGGGCGUGAAAGGUGACAGGGGAGAGGUUGGAGUUCCUGGUUCUAGGGGAGAAGAUGGUCCCGAGGGGCCGAAGGGACGCACUGGACCCACUGGAGACCCUGGCCCCCCCGGGCUCAUGGGUGAAAAGGGCAAGCUGGGUGUUCCUGGUCUGCCUGGCUAUCCUGGACGCCAGGGUCCCAAGGGGUCCCUGGGAUUUCCUGGUUUUCCUGGUGCCAGUGGAGAGAAGGGAGCCCGGGGCCUGUUGGGGAAGUCAGGGCCUCGGGGAGAGCGGGGCCCCACGGGUCCACGGGGUCAGCGGGGACCCCGAGGUGCCACGGGGAAGUCUGGCGCUAAGGGAACAUCAGGUGGUGAUGGCCCUCAUGGCCCCCCCGGAGAAAGGGGUCUCCCUGGACCUCAAGGCCCCAGUGGAUUUCCUGGUCCCAAAGGACCUCCGGGUCCCCCUGGGAAGGAUGGGCUGCCGGGACACCCAGGCCAGAGAGGGGAAGUGGGUUUCCAAGGGAAGACUGGCCCCCCUGGCCCUCCAGGGGUGGUGGGACCUCAGGGAGCAGCAGGAGAAACUGGGCCCAUGGGGGAGAGGGGUCACCCGGGCCCCCCAGGCCCCCCGGGAGAGCAGGGACUGACUGGAACAGCUGGAAAAGAAGGAACAAAGGGUGACCCUGGUCCCCCAGGGGCUCCAGGGAAGGAUGGACCUGCUGGUCUGAGGGGCUUCCCAGGAGAGAGAGGCCUCCCCGGCACUGCUGGUGGAUCUGGCUUGAAGGGAAAUGAAGGUCCGGCGGGUCCCCCUGGCCCUGCAGGCUCCCCUGGGGAGCGAGGUGCAGCAGGAUCGGGGGGACCCAUUGGCCCCCCAGGGCGCCCAGGCCCACAGGGUCCCCCUGGAGCUGCAGGAGAGAAAGGUGUCCCGGGUGAGAAGGGCCCCAUUGGUCCAACUGGUCGAGACGGGGUGCAGGGUCCUGUGGGGCUUCCUGGUCCUGCUGGACCCCCCGGUGUGGCAGGAGAGGAUGGAGACAAGGGUGAGGUGGGAGACCCCGGACAGAAGGGCACUAAAGGGAACAAGGGUGAACAUGGCCCUCCUGGACCCCCUGGACCCCUUGGUCCUGUGGGGCAGCCUGGAGCCUCGGGAGCAGAUGGGGAGCCCGGAGCUCGGGGACCCCAGGGACACUUUGGAGCCAAAGGUGAUGAAGGAACGAGAGGAUUCAAUGGGCCCCCAGGACCCAUUGGCCUACAGGGUUUGCCAGGCCCCUCGGGUGAGAAGGGAGAAACAGGAGAUGUGGGCCCUAUGGGACCACCCGGCCCCCCAGGACCUCGAGGCCCAGCUGGACCCAAUGGAGCUGAUGGUCCGCAAGGUCCCCCGGGAGGUGUUGGGAACCUAGGUCCCCCUGGAGAGAAGGGGGAGCCGGGAGAGUCAGGCUCUCCAGGGGUCCAGGGUGAGCCCGGUGUCAAGGGCCCACGCGGGGAGCGUGGAGAGAAAGGAGAGUCGGGGCAACCAGGAGAGGCAGGACCACCAGGGCCUAAAGGCCCCACCGGUGAUGAUGGCCCCAAAGGGAACCCUGGUCCCGUUGGUUUUCCUGGUGAUCCUGGCCCUCCUGGAGAAGGUGGCCCUCGGGGCCAGGAUGGUGCGAAGGGUGACCAAGGAGAGGAUGGAGAGCCAGGACAGCCUGGAUCCCCUGGUCCCACUGGGGAGAAUGGACCUCCUGGACCACUUGGAAAGCGGGGUCCUGCCGGCACCCCUGGUCCUGAGGGGCGGCAAGGAGAGAAGGGAGUCAAGGGGGAUCCCGGUGCUGUGGGUGCCCCAGGGAAGACAGGCCCUGUGGGUCCAGCAGGCCCAGCAGGGAAACCUGGUCCUGAUGGUCUAAGGGGACUCCCAGGCUCAGUGGGUCAGCAAGGCCGUCCUGGGGCCACAGGCCAGGCGGGACCUCCAGGUCCUCUGGGACCCCCGGGACUUCCUGGCCUGCGAGGUGAUGUUGGAGCCAAGGGUGAGAAGGGUCACCCAGGUCUCAUCGGGCUGAUUGGGCCCCCUGGGGAGCAGGGAGAGAAGGGUGACCGGGGACUUCCUGGCCCUCAGGGCUCUGCUGGACAGAAGGGAGAGACGGGUAUCCCCGGAGCAUCUGGCCCUAUUGGUCCUGGAGGGCCUCCCGGCCUCCCUGGACCUGCUGGCCCCAAAGGAGCCAAAGGAGCCACAGGCCCAGCUGGACCCAAGGGAGAGAAGGGCGUCCAGGGUCCUCCAGGACACCCGGGCCCCCCCGGCGAGGUGAUCCAGCCCUUGCCCAUCCAGAUGCCCAAGAAGACUCGGCGCUCCGUGGAUGGAAGCCGCCUGAUGCAGGAGGAUGAGGCCAUGCCGACUGGGGGGGCUCCGGGCAGUGCUGGGGGGCUGGAGGAGAUCUUUGGCUCCCUCGACUCCUUGCGGGAGGAGAUUGAGCAGAUGAGGUGGCCGACAGGGACCCAGGACAGCCCCGCUCGCACCUGCCAGGACCUGAAGCUCUGCCAUCCGGAGCUGCCCGACGGAGAGUACUGGGUGGACCCCAACCAGGGCUGUGCUCGGGAUGCCUUCCGGGUUUUCUGCAACUUUACAGCCGGAGGGGAAACAUGUGUGACACCCAGAGAUGAUGUCACGCAAUUCUCUUACGUCGACUCAGAAGGCUCCCCAGUCGGUGUGGUGCAGCUCACCUUCCUGCGGCUGCUCAGUGUCUCAGCCCAUCAGGAUGUCUCCUACCCCUGCUCUGGGAUGGCCCAAGGUGGUCCCCUGAAGCUCCGGGGGGCCAAUGAGGAUGAGCUGAGCCUGGAGACCAGCCCCUAUGUCAAGGAAUUCAGAGAUGGCUGUCAGACACAGCAAGGCCGGACAGUGCUAGAGGUGCGGACACCCGUGCUGGAGCAGCUACCAGUGCUGGAUGCCUCCUUCUCAGAUCUGGGGGCCCCCCCACGGCGGGGAGGGGUGCUGCUGGGGCCUGUCUGCUUCAUGGGCUAGGACCUGCUCAGUCUAACCCCAUGCACCAAAACCAGGCACACCUGGAAUCCCACAGCGUUAGCUCUGUGUCGCCUCCCAAGAGGGCUCCUCACCAUCUAGGGGGCUUUGGGCCAGGGCACGAAGAGCCCCCAGUCAGGGGCAGACCAGGGGAGGGGUAAAGCGUGAGCCGGGCGCCCCAGGGGAGGGGGGGCAUCUGGGGUUCUUGGCCUUCCCACCUGGAGCCCGUGACCUGUUAGACAGCUGGGACCCUUAUUUAAAACUCACCUCCCAACCACCCCCAAACAAGCAGAAGAGAAGAGAAAGGACACUGUGUAUUUUGUAUUUAAAAGUAAUUAUAUUAAUUAUUUAAAGAAUGGAGAACAAAAGAACAAAAAAAGAUAAAGAGAGAAAUGCCAACAAAAAUUAGCAGACUUUGGAGACAGGGCUCUCCAAGGGUGAGCCCCAGCCCCCUCCUCCUUGCCUCAGGGCUUUCCUCAGUGACUGUGGGGGGACAUUUUCAGGCCAAACCCCACCUCCCUCACAGCCCGCCUGUAUAACCCACUGUGAAUGUUGGAAUAUAUGGUCUCCUUUGCCUCAGGGUCUGACUCUCUCUGCCCAGGGUGGGGCUUCCCCUGCUCCGCCUUCCAGGUGUUGGGCUCCCUGACCCACGCACCAUCUGUCUCUCACUUGGUCUGGGGCUUGCAGGAACUGCCUGCAACUUGGGGAGCGGGCCACAUCUCCCCGGGGGUCGGGGGAAACGGAAGGGUGAGGGGUGAGAGCAGGGCCUGUAUUCAGCACUGUUGAAAUAUGGAAAUUCGUCCUUAUCAGCUUGUCAAUCCCAUGGCUCUGAGACCCCCAGUAUCCCACUGCCUUCCUGGCCACCCCGGUCCCACCCCUGAGCGCCCCCUCACCUUCGCUGAUACCGCUAUGGAAAGGUUAAUGUGUGGCGUCUGAAUGGAAGGGACUCCCAGGACCUUGUCUAGCCCUACGAGCAGUGUCCUUUCUGACUGAUGGUUAAAUAAUGUGAUCUCCUU